CGUUUUCCAGGAGGCAAAGAGAAAUGCUUUAUAAUUAGAUCUGUAUGUUCUAUAAUUGCCCAUCGGCUUGGGACAAUGCUCUCGAGUGAAAUAGUAACAGAGAAAUAGGUACGAAUGCCAGGUGAAGCUCAGAAUGUUGGAUUGUGCUUAAAUACGAUUAAUGUUCGGGCAAAAUCUGUCUCAUCAGUUUCCCAGAUGUUUCACGUGAAAUGACGUAGAUAUGAGGUUGUUCACUGUAAGAGAUUGUUACUAUUGCUGCUUGGGAUGUGUAAAGCAAUGCGCAACGUGUGAAUGUUCUUAUUUUUGAAAUGGUGUUAGUAGAGCUGUGCAAAAAAGUGGAUAUAUAUAACUGAGAAAAAAAGUGUUUGUCUGUUCUUUGGAAAUACUUUCAAAAUGGCGGAGGGCAAGGUUGCAUCAUGUUCAAGAUAUUUAUUGAUUAUUCUAAAUUUGAUAUUUUUGAUAGCCGGUGUUCUGUUUCUGGGCGUAGGGAUAUGGAUUGUUGCUAGUGAUGCAGCAAUGGAGACAGUUACCACUAAAUUGCAUUUAUCAGUAAAUGUAGGGACGCUCUUAUCUAUAGGGUAUGCCGUUAUAGGUGUAGGCUCAUUUAUGUUCCUGGUUGGUUUCUGUGGUUGCUGCGGGGCCAUCAGGGAAAGCGCCAUCAUGAUUGGAGUUUACAUCAUCUUCAUGGUUGUUUUAUUAUGUGGUGAACUAGCAGCAACUGUAUAUGUGGCAUUGGAAAAAUCCACGAUAGAAACAAAAAUCCGUCAGCAACUUCUGUCAGAUGUCGAAAACUAUAAUAACAAAUCCAACCUAGAUUUUGUACAAGGAAAGUUCGAAUGUUGCGGGGCUGACAACUACACAAAUUACAGGAACAGUUACUACUUCAACAGUCAGGACAGCAUAACUGCCUACGUUCCAGACAGUUGUUGUAAGAGCGAAGAUGAAGACCAUAAAAUUCCAGUGGAUAGAGAAGCAUGCCAGUUAGCAGCGAAACUAGGACAUACCAACGAUACCAACCUGUUUACUACGGGAUGUUUCAAUAUAAUACAAGAGUUGAUAGAAGACAAUAGUGCUAUCCUAAUUGGUGUCUCGGCAGGGAUUAUAGUUCUAGAGGUAAUUGGUAUCGUGUUUGCAGUAUAUCUAUGUAGGAACAGGACGGACUACGACUAUUAUGAUGAUUAACUUGCUAUUUUGAAUUUUUUUUUCAAGAAAAUUAGCACAAUUUCAUUUCUUUCUUCAUAUUUAGUAAUUGCAUUUUAAUGUUUUAUGCUAAUAAUAAACAUAAGAAAACAUCAGCAUAUUCCAUUCGGAAUUUUCCGAGCACUAAACAGUUCAUUUCGACGAAUUUAUUGCGGAAACUUCUUCAGACACUUCCAGACACGAGCGAUAGUACCCGACGGAUGUUACUUCGUUGUAAAGAAUAACACUUUUAUAAUUUCGGGACUUAGAGUUCCGGAAAAAAUAUUGUCAUGAAGAAUAGUUCAGCAUGUGCUUUAGCAAAUGUUCUGUCAAAGCGAAUGUAUUAUCUUUGAAUUUGCUUGUUUGAAGACAGCAACUGAGAUAAUUGCUCGUCCACCCGAUGUUGAUCAACUUUUAAGGGAAAUGGAACGCGAUAUGAAUGGCUAAAAUUGUGAUAGAAUAUCAAGAAUUGUUUGGGCUUGUGUUAAAGCUGUGUUGAUAAUAUUUUAUUUAAGUGCCUUACAUGUUUGGUUAAUGAAGCUUGGAUCCGGAUAUGUCAAUAUAUGUUUUAUAACUUUCAAAAUUCCGCACACAAUCUGUUUGGUUUUCGUUUCUGUUACUGUAACUAAACGGCAACACAUGACCGGGACUCCGGUGGUGUACGAAACAAGCACCGUCUACAUACAUGUGCAUUUAAUUUUAUUUCAUCUGUUUACAGAACUAAAAAAUAUUCGCCCAUGUAAUUUUUAGAGUAGCAAAUCUUUCUAUAAUAAUUCAGUAACAAUAUCUACUUGUCUUUAGACAUAAAUCUGAGUUGCAAACUUGCACAAAAUAUUGUUUUAUAACAGUGUUACUUUUUGUUUCAAAUAAGCACAUGUUAUGACAUGUGGUGACGUUACAGCGCCAUCUUGACAAAUAUAUUUGGGUUGGUCCCUUAACGAACUUCGCAUUUUGAUAUACACUUAUAAACACAGUAACGAUAAGUCGAAUUCAAUUGAAAUCGACACAAAUCGUCGCCAUCGUACCAAACCGCGCAUACGUGCAGCACAAAACAUUUUCUUUGGUGCUUCUUAUUCAUUUUUUGAGCCGUGCCAUGAGAAAACCAACAUAGUGGCUUUGCGACCAGCAUGGAUCCAGACCAGCCUGCGCAUCCGCGCAGUCUGGUCAGGAUCCAUGCUGUUCGCUAACGGUUUCUCUAAUUUUAAAAGGUUUUGAAAGCGAACAGCAUGAUCCUGACCAGACUGCGAUGCGCAGUCUGGUCUGGAUCCAUGCUGGUCGCAAACCCACUAUGUUGGUUUUUCCGUGGCACGGCUCAUUUCGACAACUCAUAAAGCAAGUGUUUUCAUUUAUCUGUCGAUCCAUUCACAUGCAUUAUUUUAUAAAUAAUAUAGAUGCCGGUAUUUUUUAUCUUACAAAUGCAGUGUCUAUUCCUGUGUGACUCGAUUACUGUGUGUGACUGGUUGCUUUUAGGGAUCCCGCUGCUUAUCUUUCUUUUAUACAGUUUGAAGGAUAAGUUUUCAAUAAUUCAGCAUAAAUCCAAUUACAAAACCUGAAUGUUAAUGGAGAGCGAUCAGUCUGAGCCAGGGAAAAUGGUUUGCUGUGGUCUACUUUAGUGUUUAAUUACGUCAUUACAAGUUCUUUAUAUUAACGAAGUACAAAUUAUAUUCUUAUAUGCUUGUUUUUUGUAUAAACACGCUUACACUUAAAUUAUGUCAUGUUAACGUGCGAUGGCGUCAAUGUCUUUGUUGCGAUCAGAAAGAGCGCUAUUACUUUUUUACUACUGUUUAGAUAAAAGGCAUAUUAAAAUCGAAAUAAUGUAUAGAAAAAUCGUGUUUUACUUAAGUUAAUACACUCAAAAUCUGUUAUACUUCGGCAGAAUAAUUCAGUCAGGCUACGCCCUCGUGAAAUUAUUCCGCGGACGUAUAACUUCUUUUCGUGUAUUAAUAACGUUAAAACACGGUUUUUCUAUACAUUAUUUCUUAAAUAUUUUUUAUUUGUUUGUGUAUUAGGAGAAUAGUUGCUUGCGUCUCUUUUAUAAUGUAAACUCAAGAUAAACAGACUAUUCUAAAGUGCAAUUCACUAUAACAUAGACUAGGCAGUGCAAAAGAGAAAAUGGUGUAUGCAGAAUAAUUCUGUUGAUGGUGUGUUAUGUCUUCUUUGUGCAGUAUGACUGAUAUUUGUACAAAAAAUAGUUGAUAGUGUGAAAGAAUUUUCUUACAUGAUAAACUGGAGGAAGCGUUACAUUAGAGGGAAUAUUUCCACACGAUUGCUUAAACAUGAUAUUGAUUCCCUCUUCAUAGGAUUGCAUCGUUUUUGAUUUAUCAUGAAAUAAUGCGGAUUGAAAAAUAAAGAUUUAAACGUGU
This is a messenger RNA of Mercenaria mercenaria, 3542 nucleotides long. Its product is annotated as CD82 antigen-like. The coding region runs from base 394 to 1182 and encodes 262 amino acids. Gene Ontology annotation, cellular component: membrane. NCBI's taxonomy places the organism in Eukaryota, Metazoa, Mollusca, Bivalvia, Venerida, Veneridae. The record is from RefSeq and is a predicted model, not a curated record. The transcript is spliced from 9 exons.